Aplosporella prunicola CBS 121167 is the source of this 264-nucleotide messenger RNA. RefSeq lists its product as uncharacterized. The record is from RefSeq and is a predicted model, not a curated record. The transcript has 2 exons. Bases 1 to 264 code for a protein of 87 amino acids. Lineage: Eukaryota; Fungi; Ascomycota; Dothideomycetes; Botryosphaeriales; Aplosporellaceae.
AUGUCAGAAUUCGACGUGGCUGGUAAUGUGUUUGGUGUCAUCAGCCUCGGCAUCCAAGUUUCUGCUGGCUUGUUCAACUUCAUUCAGGUUGCCAGAGGCGCGCCAAGAGACCUUGAGACAGCUCAUAAUGACAUCCUGGCUUUGUGCGCCAUUUUGGACGAAUCCAGUCUUUUGCAGACCGAUCCCAUUGAGGAAAUCGAGAUUGACAAGAAGGAGGCGGAGGAGAUCAUUCAAAGGCUUAUGGCAAAAUGGAUUGAGGAUUAG